Molecule: messenger RNA, 5355 nt
Organism: Polyodon spathula (Mississippi paddlefish)
Lineage: Eukaryota; Metazoa; Chordata; Actinopteri; Acipenseriformes; Polyodontidae
Gene: miga2
Product: mitoguardin 2
Exons: 16
Coding region: 194-1984 (596 amino acids)
Biological process (GO): mitochondrial fusion
Source: RefSeq, a predicted model, not a curated record
CCCUCCCACACCGGCGACAAGUUAGUAUGAGCGCCGGAGGAGAAAAUGCCCUUUCGUACCGGAUGACUGACCAUCUACCGCAGAGACUUGGAAGGGAAUGGAAGGGGAGGGCAGGUAAAGGAAGGCAGCUGUCAGGAGUGGCCUCUGGCUUGGAGUUAAACCCGUCUGCACCUCUGAGGUUACGGGUGUUGAAAUGUCUCGAAGGAGCAACGAUGGUGUCUCCAUUGUUCAGGCCCUGGCCAUGACCGUGGCUGAGAUCCCGGUGUUCCUCUACUCCACCUUCGGGCAGUCUCUCUUCUCCCAGCUGAGGCUGUCCCCGACCCUGAAGAAGGUGCUCUUUGCCACGGCGCUGGGCAGUGUCGCCCUGGCCCUCACCGCACACCAGCUAAAGAGACGGCGACACAAGAGGAAGCAGAUCACCCCAGGCAAGGAGGUCCAGAAACAGCAGCCUGUCCCGGGGUCACUGCUGGGGACAGGGAAACCCUCAUCUCUGAAGAGAGGUAAAGAGCACCCAGAUGGUACAGCUCCGUACCCGGGCCGGAGAGCGACAAGCCCCAGCAGCCGCAGCAAUGACACCCUCAGUGGGAUCUCCUCCAUCGCCCCCAGCAAGCAUUCCAGCUCCUCCCACUGCCUGGCAUCGAUACGAGUACCGCUGUCAAGCCAGGCAGCCAGUCCCGGAGCACCCUGGGAGACUGAGGUGAUGGAAGAGGAGGAGCCUGGGAAUGCAGAGGACAACGCGGAUAAUCUCUAUGUCCUGGGAAUGGAGUUGUUUGAGGAAGCCCUGCAGAAGUGGGAGCAAGCUCUGAACAUCCGCCAGCGAAGUGGAUCCGACAUGACCAGCAGGAACAGCCUGGUCCCCCAGAAACCAGCCUUGGAGGAGCAACCGGAGGCUCGGAACAAGGGGUUUGCGGAGAAGCUGGAGACCCUCCUCCAUCGGGCGUACACCCUCCAGGAAGAGUUUGGGAGCACCAUCCCGCCAGACAGCCUGCUGCCAGACUUUGAGAGUGAGGGGACAUUAAUCCUGCCCAAUGCGGAGGGCUUCGAUCGGAUGCAGAUGGAUGGCGCCAGUGGCACCUCUGACGAUUCUUUCUUCUCUGCAGCUGAGCUUUUGGAUGCUCUUGCGUUUGAUGGUGAAGCAUUCGUUCCCUCGAAGCCAGGGGGUCUGUAUGAAGAAGCCCUGAUGCAGGUUAGGGAGGGGCAGGUCAGCUGCAGGACCCUCAGGACAGAGCUGUUACAGUGCUACAGUGACCAGGACUUCCUGUCAAAGCUGCAGUGCGUGCGACAGGCAUUUCAGUUAUUGCUACAGGACGAGACUCAUCGGCAGUUUUUCAUGGAGAUUGGAAAGCAGAUGAUCUCGGGACUCAUGAUCAAGGCAGGCAAGAGUCCAAAAGCGUUCUUGGAAAGCUAUGAAGAGAUGCUUCGCUAUACCCAGAGAGGGGAAACCUGGGCAACCACCCAGAUGGAGCUGGAGGGGCGAGGGGUUGUGUGCCUGAACUUCUUCGACAUUGUGCUGGAUUUCAUCCUGAUGGACGCCUUUGAGGACUUGGAGAGCCCGCCCGGCUCGGUCGUGGCUGUCCUGCGUAACCGUUGGCUCUCUGACAGCUUCAAGGAGACGGCGCUGGCGACAGCCUGCUGGUCAGUGUUAAAGGCAAAAAGACGUCUCCUCAUGGUACCAGACGGCUUCAUCUCCCAUUUCUACUCCAUUUCAGAGCAUGUUAGCCCCGUUCUAGCCUUUGGAUUCCUGGGCCCCAAGCAGCAGCUCUGUGAGGUCUGCAAUAUCUUUAAGCAACAGGUCAUUCAUUACCUGAAGGACAUGUUUGACCACGAUAAAGUCCGCUACACCUCAUGUCAGUCUUUGGCUGACGAUAUCUUGCAGUUGUCACGGCGACGCAGCGAAAUUCUCCUCGGUUACCUGGGCAUUGACAGCCUAACAGAGCCCAACGGAACCUUGCACCUUGGCAACGGGCCUUCGCCGCAUAACUAAGGAGGCUUGUUUCUAAUCUGACUGUAUUGUUAUCCAGUGGACAGGGUCUGGAGUAUUCUGGUAACUGGCUGUGAACGUUCCAAUGAUUUAACAGCUACCCGUUGAAGAUCCUGCUUCGUCUGCAUGUCCACCAUGAAAAUCAAGCAUUUAUUUGAGAAAUCGGGGCGAGAAUAAUAACUGCUUGUUGGUCAACUGAAUUAUGACACAGAGUUUAUUACAUUGCACUGAUGCUGAACAAUGAAGUCAAAUGUACUCUGCAGUGCUAGGGUAACCAAUUGAGACAAAUUACCUUUUAAAUUAUAAUUAUUCUUUUUAUUAAUAUUGUUAACGCUUUUGUUUCAGUACUCUAGAUUUAAACUGUAAGAUACUCAUGUCAGGCAGCUAAAAGUCUUGGCCAGAUCCUUCAUUACUGAUGAAGACUUCAGCCAAAAAGUUUUGAGCUGUUUAGAGAUUUAGAGGGAACUGUCGAUGUACCCUUUUUCACUGGCCCAGCUGGGAACAUUGGGAGCUGGGAGAUGCCGCAUCUGGUUUCCAGUGGAAGGUCCAGCUUUCCUCAUCCGAACAAUACAGAUGCUCACAGGAUAUUUUUUCUUAUGAGGAGUUAUGCAUUAAGUGAUAAAAGCUGGGAUUUAAACCAGGAUAUGUUUGUUUGAAUCGUGCACAGUUAUGUGCCUGUGGACAUGGGAUUGUGUCUGGGGAAGACGGUUCUUCAGCAAAUGAAAAAAUCGAUGGAGGAGUCCUGACUGAGGAUCCUAUUGGAGCCUGCAGACGGAUACAUACUAAACCCUGAGAAUGAUCUGCUUGUUCCUAGCUUUCAUCAACAAUAACCACAACCGGCUUCAAUGAAUGGGGACUUGCUGUGUUUCUUCUCAGUAGAAUGGCCAGUAUGCAGUCUCAAGCCACUAAGUUUGAAAGCACUGGUAGAUGUUUUUUUUUUUUUUUUUUUUUCAUUCUGGUCUCCCAUAUGUGAAGCCCCAAGCAUUUCUUACACCUGGGUUUGCGUCAUUGCAUCAGAUGGUCUGUUCAGUUUGAGAUUGUUUGAAAUGUGAAAUCUGUGGUUGUUCCACAAGGCCAUCCCUGGUCCUGGAUAGCCACAGUCCUGCAGGUUUUCUGGGUAUCUUUUUAAAUCAUCAAUGGCUAAAGACCUGGAACAAUGGUAAGUGUUGACCAAUUAAGAAAAUAAUUGGUUCAAUUAAGUCAUUGAAAAUUCUGGUGGAACAAAAACUAGAAGAUCCUGCGGCUCUCCAGGACCAGGGCUGGACGUCCCUGAUCUAUACCAUCAUUGGAUGUAUAGUAAAGUUCUUGAUUUCAAUGUGCAAUCCAUAAGCCCAGGCAUUUUGAGGUGAAGAGAUCUGGAAAGAUCUCUUGCAGUAAAUGGAGACUCGCUGUCCUUUAGGGCUACAAGAAGAGGUCAAAAAUGUUGCUAAGAUUACAGUACCAGUACAAAUUAUGGAAACAACAAAUGAGCAAAACUAGAGGUUGGGAUUGUAUUGCCCAUCUUUCCUGACAUGGACCCUUCACUUACUGAAUAUCUUGGUAUCCCUGAAUAGGUAAUCAUCUCCUCUUAAAUAUGCUAAAUAUUUUAAUGAGCAAGGCAUCACACAGUAGAGUGGAACCCGAAAUGUUCUCCUUUUUCUAGGAAAGCAGUGCAACGGGAUGGGGAGUUUGUUGCCGGAUAACUUCACUCAGUCUACUUGCUCACUAAAUAUCUUGGUGUCCCUGAAUUGAUCAUUCCCACCCCUAGUAUUGCUUGAAAUCAUUUGUUCCCAUAAUUUGUGCCUGUACUGCAUGCAAUUUACUAUACAUAGUAAAUAUGUUAGAGGACAGUCCAGGAAUCUUUAUACCAAUACAGAACUUUACUAUACGAUUCUUGCAAUGUUAGUAGAUAUAGAAUAGACUGGUGCAACACCAUAAUUAGAUAAAAGUCAACACAAAAGACAUGAUAGUCAAAAUAAUUGUUUAUAUACUAUGAUUCUAUAUGAAUGAAUGUAGAUCUUUUAAAGUUAAAGAGGAAUGGCAGGUUGCCCUGGGCAGGUGUUUGUAGAGCUGGCAUUAGAAUUGUUCUUUGUACUUGGUGAUGCUGAAAUUUAGAAGGUAGGAAAUGCAGUGCUAACUAGAAUUUGUGUGCACACUGAUUCAGCGUAGCAUGUGGACCGGAAAUCUGUAUGAUAUUGUUUCUGCACUUGUACAAUAAUGGAAAUAUAUAUAUAUUCCAAACACUGACAAUCUCAGCUGCCUUACCAUCUUCAUUCUUUACUUAUGUUGGCAGUAGCUUCUUGGUGCAAUCGAAAUGAUUGUUAUAGCCCUGGGUAUUUGACUUGACUUCAUAUAACGGUAAAAACUGAAAAACAACCAUGCUUCUUAUUUUUGUUUCUGUAUUUGAACACAUCACGUGUUAUUUUAUAGUGUGGACAGCGGAAGAAAGUCGCUGCUUCGCCCAGUAGAUAUUGUAUAUAAUUUUUGAUCACCUAAAGCCAAACGUCCAGGUUAAGAAAAUGAGUGGUGUCAAGUAUUAUGUUUCAAAACUGAUUCACUCUUUUAAUAAGCCUUUGAAUGUAUGUUUUAAAAAUUUACAAAUUAUUUAAUUUAACAAUAAAUGGAUCCUACUUUUCCAUGUCAGUCUAAAUAAUCUUUGAAGCUGACUAAUUCUAUGUUUCUAGUCUGCUGCUAGGGAAUGCCAGAUUGAAUUCUAUGUUCCUUUUUAAAUAGUUUUUAGAAAAAAAGACGAGAUCCCAUGUAACAAACUAAUCAGAAUGCAUGUGAAACAGUAAACCAAGGUUGUGUCUGGUAAAACUUUUUUUAUCCUGUGGACAAAGUCUUGAGUUCUCUAAGAACUAAAAGGAUAGUUCUACAGUUCAGUUCUACACUGACAAUGCUGUAUAGGCUAAAUAUAAUCUUGGAGGGCUGGCAUUUUUUAAUCUUGUAAAAGCUUAUGCAAAGCAUUCUAACACCGCCAUGGGGGAUCAAAACAUGGCACUUUCCUGCUUAAAAACUUUACUUUCUUUGGGGAAAAACACAUUUCCCUUAUUUAUUUAAGCCAGUCUAUAUGUAAUCUGGAACCGUCCAAUGAUUUCAAUUGCUGUGCAAGGAUACAGUGGUAUUUAAAGUUGAAAAUGUGAAAAAUCUUAUAAAACUUGAUUUGGGGUUUUAAACCAGGUUUAUAUUCAGUUUUGUAUAUUUAAAUUUGUAUUAGAGCCCGUUUCACUGCGUUUUAACUGUUCCAAUCCAUGUUUACAUGAAAUCAGUUUCUUCUGUUCCAAGUGACUUCUGAACGCACUCUCCUCUUCACAGCCAAGGCUGCUUGUUUUCAAAGUGAUUCAUUAGAACCAUUUUUUGUCUAAUUCAGCUUAAUAAAUCAUAACACAAAAUUA